ACGAGCCGGGCGGCGGCGGAGCCGGGGCUGGGAUCAGGAUCGGGAUCAGAAUCAGGAUGGAGCGGGCGGCGGUGCCGGGACCCGGGGCCGGUUCGGCGCUGGCCGCCUCGCUGGCCGAGGGGCUCAUCAAGUCGCCGCGGCCGCUGAUGAAGAAGCAGGCGGUGAAGCGGCACCACCACAAGCACAACCUCAAGCACCGCUACGAGUUCCUGGAGACGCUGGGGAAAGGCACCUACGGGAAGGUGAAGAAAGCCCGGGAGCGCUCCGGGAAGCUGGUGGCCAUCAAGUCCAUCCGGAAGGACAAAAUCAAGGAUGAGCAGGACCUUGUCCACAUCCGGAGGGAGAUUGAGAUCAUGUCCUCCCUCAACCACCCCCACAUCAUCGCUGUGCACGAAGUGUUUGAGAACAGCAGCAAGAUCGUCAUCGUGAUGGAAUACGCCAGCAAGGGCGACCUGUACGACUACAUCAGCGAGCGGCAGCGGCUCACGGAGCACGAGGCGCGGCACUUCUUCCGCCAGGUCGUGUCCGCCGUCUACUACUGCCACAAGAAUGGGAUCGUCCACAGGGACCUGAAGCUGGAGAACAUCCUGCUCGAUGCCAACGGCAACAUCAAGAUUGCAGAUUUUGGGCUGUCCAACGUUUACCAGCAGGACAAACUUCUGCAGACCUACUGUGGGAGCCCCCUGUAUGCAUCCCCCGAAAUCAUCAACGGGAGGCCCUACAAGGGCCCGGAGGUGGACAGCUGGUCCCUGGGCGUGCUCCUCUACAUCCUGGUCCACGGCACGAUGCCCUUCGACGGCCACGACUACAAGACUCUGGUCAAGCAGAUCACGAGUGGGGACUACCGGGAGCCCACCAAGCUGUCAGACGCCUGCGGGCUGAUCCGCUGGAUGCUGAUGGUGAACCCCGAGCGCCGCGCCACCAUCGAGGACAUCGCCACGCACUGGUGGGUCAACUGGGGCUACAAGGUGCCCGUCGGGGAGCAAGAGCUGCUGAGGGACGGCGAGUCCCCCCUGGCCACGGUGGCGGAGUGGCUGCGCCGCUCGUCCCGGCCCCUGCUGGAGAACGGCUCCAAGGUGCGCUGCUUCCUCAAGCAGCACAUCCCCGGCGUGACCCUGGAGCGCCAGCGCUCCCUCAAGAAGUCCAAGAAGGAGAACGACGUCUCCCACGCGCUGCAGGAGGUGCCCGUGGCCCCGGAGAACCCCUCCAAGUCCAUCCUCAAGCGGCCCAAGGGCAUCCUGAAGAAGAGGAACUCCUGCGAGCAGAAGGUGCCCAGCCCCGGGCCCCCGCCAGCAUCGCCCGCGGGAGAGGCGAAAGGGGAGGACGGGGAGGGGGUCGCCGCGGGUCUCACCCGGAUCCUGUCCUCUGGAAUGCUGCCCUGCAGCACGGGCAUCGCAGCAGUGCCCAAGAAGGGAAUACUGAAAAAGCCGCCGACGAGGGAGUCGGGGUAUUACUCGUCCCUGGAGUGCUGCGAGUCCGGGGAUGUGCUGGACGCCGGGAGCUUGGACCUGGACGGCAACGUGUUUGCCGACAGCCCCUCCCCGGGGCAGGGCCCGCAGGGUCUCCCCGCCCGCCGCAAAGGCAUCCUCAAGCACAACGGCAAGUUCUCCUCGAGCAGCUCCGAGCCCGAGAGCCCCCCCGGGCAGGGCUUCGGGGGCUUCAGCGAGGUGCCCCUGCCCCAGGCGCCCCGAGCCCGCCCGUCCAGCGCCGUCAGCGAGGACAGCAUCCUGUCCACCGAGUCCUUCGACCAGCUGGACCUGCCCGCCCGGGCCCCCCCCGGCGCCGGGGGCAUGCGGGGCUGCGUCUCCGCCGACAGCCUGCUCCGGCUGGGGGAGGAGGAGGAGCUGGAGGAAGGGCGGAGGCUGCGCCGCUGGACUGUGACCCACUGCCGGAGCCCCCUGGCAGAGAGCAGCCUGUCCCUGGCGGGCUGUGACCGUGUCCCCGAGGGGUUCCGCUGCGCCGUGGCCGUGGGAGGGAAGCUGAGCUGAGGGUCCCCCCCGGGGGUGCUGCGUUCUGGGGGAGGGGGGCCGAGCCCUCCCUGCCCCGGGGCUGCUGGUGCUGCUGACCCACGUCCCCACGUAUUUAUUUGGCAGCCUCGUGCCCCUCGGUGCCCCAGGGCCGGGACAUUCAAGGGACCAAAGCUCCGAGUGCCCCCCGUGGAGGGGCUGGGGAUGCCCCUCGCCGCCGUCCUCCCCUCGCAAACGGGCUCAUCUCAUCUCGAACCAGGGGGUUUGGGGGAUUUGUUUUCUUCUUUGCACUGGUUUUUUUUUUUUUUUUUGGCUGCACAAGGUCACGGGUGGGGCGGGUGAUAUACCUCAAACGAGCUGGAGAUGUAGCAGGGUGCUGGCGAGGGGCUCCAAGGUGCUGCCCGUGGGCUGGGCUCUCGGGACGUGCUGGCAACAGGGGAGCCAAACCGCCCAGGCCACGGCUCUUCCCUCUCCUGUGCUGGGAAACACAACUGGAUCUGGCCAAAACCCCAGGCUGAGGCAACGCUCUGAUGCCAACAUCUAUUAUUGGAAUGCUGAGGAAAAAAAGAAAAAAGAAAAAAAAAAAGGUGCCUUUGGUGAGGCACCGUGACUUUAUUUAUUGCCUUUGUCCAACUGAUGGAAAGUGUCAGCAGCACGGGCUGUGUCUGGCUCCAGCACGGCCUCCCAGGGCUGUUUUUUGGGAGCUGUCUGUGUCCUUGUCUCACCAGGCUCCGUUGCACUAUUGCCAUGUGUCUGCUGGCCCUUCUCCCUUCUCCAGGGCGUGUGUGUGUUUUCCCUCCUUCCUGCAACUGUGGUCUGGAGAAAAACCAUUAAAUUAAAAGCAAGUGGUAAAUGUGA
Lepidothrix coronata (blue-crowned manakin) is the source of this 2825-nucleotide messenger RNA. It is a transcript of the gene NUAK2, whose product is annotated as NUAK family kinase 2. The transcript has 7 exons. Bases 57 to 1988 code for a protein of 643 amino acids. Lineage: Eukaryota; Metazoa; Chordata; Aves; Passeriformes; Pipridae. Gene Ontology annotation, biological process: microtubule cytoskeleton organization; protein phosphorylation; intracellular signal transduction. The record is from RefSeq and is a predicted model, not a curated record. Gene Ontology annotation, molecular function: tau-protein kinase activity; ATP binding; protein serine/threonine kinase activity. Gene Ontology annotation, cellular component: cytoplasm.